AUGGGAUUUAGUAAAUCUAAGCGUCAGGUUUCACAUGUGGUCAAAAAAAGAGAGUUUUCCGAGGUUCUGGGGGAGUAUAGAGAUGAGAUUAAGAAAUCACAGAUGUUUAAAGAGCUAUGCCAGUCUCUUGAAGCGUAUCGUCAACAUAUCGUUCGGGUACGAUGCCUAGCGCUUGGCUCGUUCCAUGAGGAGUUUUCUGCGAAAUGGCAAUUGGCGCUUUUAAUGGAAUUGCUGGAUUAUCUGAAUGCUUCAAACCCGUUGGUGUCCGUUUACGAUCCUGUCUUUACAGAGGAGGAUUUGAAAUUCGUAUCACAAUUGGAGAGAUGGUCUGUGGAUGAAAAUCUAUCAGCUGAAUGGAAUGAAGACUCUAGUCGUACCUUGUUCUUCUUACCACAUGCACCAUUAGACUUAACGGAACUGGUGCUCGAUAAAGAGCAACCUAAAUAUUGGUUGGCCAAUCAUUUCAUUGCCCAUACUGAUAGGUACACCAAGGUGCAGUUAUUCGAAAAAUAUCCACUGAUUAGUAAAUUGAUUAAUAGUUUGUCUGCAACCGGUCCUCGUCGGGAUCAAAUGGCUUCACAAGAUGAAUUUACUACAUUUGUCCCAAGACGUAAGAGAAAAAAUAGACAAGCAUAUCAAGAACCUAAAUUGGACUACUCGAGGAUAAAUUCUAAAUUCCAGAAAUGCGAGCUGCUGCAGGAUUUUCAACAAGGUGACUUGCUAAGAAACCAGCCGUGGGUCAAUUCAUUUUCAGAUUUAGCGCUUCAUCUGAUAGACUGA
Molecule: messenger RNA, 780 nt
Organism: Zygosaccharomyces rouxii
Lineage: Eukaryota; Fungi; Ascomycota; Saccharomycetes; Saccharomycetales; Saccharomycetaceae
Gene: BER1
Product: Ber1p
Exons: 1
Coding region: 1-780 (259 amino acids)
Biological process (GO): microtubule-based process
Cellular component (GO): nucleus; cytoplasm
Source: RefSeq, a predicted model, not a curated record